Molecule: messenger RNA, 1152 nt
Organism: Dracunculus medinensis (Guinea worm)
Lineage: Eukaryota; Metazoa; Nematoda; Chromadorea; Rhabditida; Dracunculidae
Source: the annotation of a GenBank genome assembly
AUGUAUUCUUAUACAAUUAUUGAAAGAGUUAAAACAGAAACUAUUCAUGAAAAACUUCAUAAUUUCGAUGAACAUACAGGGAAACGUAAUAUUGUUAAACUGGUUGUUGACGAUUCAUUUGAUUUCGUUAUGGCAGGUAUUGAGGCAAUAAUUGACGAUCAAAUUACAAAGAGUUUUAGAGCUGAGGAACUUGCUUCAUGGAAUCUUCUGACGCGUACAAGCUUUACUUAUACGCAUAUAAAUUGGAAACUAACUUUUCUAUGGAUUGCGGGUUUUCUGUUUCGAUAUUUUUUCUUAUUUCCGAUUCGCUUUGUUACAUUUUUUGUUGGAUUUUCUCUAAUGGCGUUAUUGACAUUUAUUAUUGGCUUUAUUCCCAAUAAAAGGAUAAAGAGUUUUCUAAAUCAUCAUGCUAUGUGCAUGUGCAUGAGAAUAUUAGCCCGAUCAAUCUCAGCCAUUAUUCGCUUCAAAAAUCGAGAGAAUCGUGCUGUGAAGAGUGGAAUAUGCGUUGCGAAUCACACAUCACCAACUGAUGUGCUCAUCUUAAGCUGUGAUAAUUGCUAUGCAAUGAUUGGCCAGCGACAAGAAGGAAUGCUAGGUUUAAUGCAGCAACUGUUGAGUCGUUCAGCUGAUCAUAUUUGGUUUGAAAGAACUGAAGCUAAUGAUCGCCGAAAAGUCAUUCAAAGGUUGCAGGAUCAUGUUGAUGAUCCCAACAAAUUGCCGAUUUUGAUUUUUCCGGAAGGAACAUGCAUCAAUAACACAUCAGUGAUGAUGUUUAAGAAGGGAUCUUUCGAAGUAGUUGGCAGUACAAUUUAUCCUAUUGCAAUGAAAUAUGAUUCUCGGCUUGGCGAUGCUUUCUGGAAUAGUAGUGAGCAGUCUUAUGGAGAAUAUUUGUUUCAAAUGAUGACGUCAUGGGCAAUCACAUGUGAUGUAUGGUAUUUACCAGCGAUUAGUCGAAUGGAUGGUGAAAGUGCUAUAGAUUUUGCUCGCAGAGUGAAACAUACCAUUGCUGAAAAGGGUGGAUUAGUUGAUUUGGAAUGGGAUGGGCAGCUUAAACGCACCAAGGUUCCUCCGAAGUUGAUUGCUGAACAUCAGAGGUUGUAUUGGGGUUAUCUAUCAAAUCUUGCAUCCUUCUCUGGGAGUUCGGAGUCUUAA